ACAGCUCAAUGUGAAUUCUUCCAUUCACCACUCACUGCUUCACAGCACAUUUUCCCUCAAGCAACAUUUUAAUGGCUCGAACUGUGCCCAUUAUUGGAUUCCUGCUGCUGCUGCUGACCUGUGGCUUGUCAAAUGCACAGGGCUGGGGGAGUUGGUUUUGGGGGAGUUCAGAAGAAACAACCCUCCCUUCCACAGAGGCUGUCAGUAGCCAAGAAGAGCAGACGGCACAGCAGCUUGCUACAUUUGAGGCUACCACGCAGAGCGUCCCCCUUGAAAGCACCACCCAGCAGAAGGGGAAAGUGUGGAAUAUAUUCACCCUUAAGCGGCCAGACCUUCCUGAGGACAUCACCAUCCCUUCAGCUGCAUCACCUUCUGAGCCAGGAGGCACUGAGGCAAAUAUUGCAGGGGUGGGGGCUGAGAUCCUGAAUGUAGCUGAAGGAAUCAGGAAUUUGGUUCAGCUGUGGGAUGAAAAGACAACCAAAGGGAUGGAGAGGACCGAGGCACCUACAACCGCUGGCUCUUGGGAAGCAUCAUCUCUCCCUGUUACAGACUCAGCGAGCCCCCAGAACACGACUGCCAACAUGACAGAUGAUGUGCAGACCUCACUGCAAACUGGGCAGCCAGAGGUUGCCCUCUCGGUUACUACAAAGUCUCCUUUUCUGUGGAACAAGACUCAAGUCCUCUUAAAGAAGCCUGAGACUCCACUUCCAGGUAGUGCUUCUUUCUCAUUUUCACCAGAUGAUCAUUCCAGCGGCGACAGGUUGGCCUUUCAAGAAUCUGCAGAUGUGGGGCAAGAAGGUGCUGCCACCCCAGAAGCGAGGGCAGACCGGGGAGCUUUCCCAGCAAAACAAGGAAUUGUUUCCAACACAAAUGUUCUGGAAUUGCAGGAUCCUCAGGCUAAUAGCAGCAUGCAUGUUGGAAUUUCCUCCAAGGUGGUGGGUGCUUUAGACAACUGGCUAUCCCAUUUGGUUACAGAUUCAAACCAAUCAGUCUCUUAUGACAAUAGAGCCCAUCUCAGCCUUAAAAGCCACCCCUCCUUUAAUCACUCUGGGAUAGUGGUAGCUGAUGCCAAUAAGAACCACUCUGGUGAUUCUGUUCCUAAUUCAAAUGCCACUAAUUUUAUGGAAUUCCCCCCCGCCAAUAACUCUGAAUCUCUUGAGUUUCUACUAACCUACACUAUGCAACAUUUUAGCAAUAGUAGUACAGGGCUUCCUUCCUUCUUUCCUGGAUUGACUCCAGCAGCUGGCCACUGCUUGCCAUUGCCAACCAAGCUGUCAUAUUGCAACAACCUGGGCAUGAAGCAUUUCCGAGUGCCGAAUUAUUUGCAUCAUGGCAGUGAGGAGGAAAUCUGGGCUGCUUUGCAUGAGUGGGAGGGGCUUCUUAAAUCUCGGUGUCACCGCUACUUGGAGUGGUUUUUCUGCUUGCUACUGGUACCCGGGUGUAACACUUCUUUUCCAAUAACACCUCCACCAUGCCGGGGAUUUUGUGAGGCCGUGAAAGAUCUAUGUUGGAUUCAUUUGAAAGAGGGGCAUCUUCCAAUCUCAUGUGACUCUCUCCCGGCGGAGGAUGGUGUAUAUUCAUGUGUGUUUAUUAAUGUUUCAGCAGAAAAUUUCAGCACAGAAGUUGGUCUCUUAGAGUUGAUUGGGGAUCCCCCACCGGACCAGAUAACCAAAGUAUAUGGCCCAGACAGAAGCCCUGGCUAUGUGUUUGGACUGGAUGCCAACACUGGGCAAGUGGCCCGCUACCACCUCCCUAGCCCUUUUUACAGAGACUUCUCACUCCUAUUCUAUGUGCAGCCUACAUCAGACAAGGCAGGGGUGCUUUUUGCCAUUACGGAUGCCUCCCAGUCAAUCAUCUACGUUGGUGUGAAGCUUUCAGAGGUGAAAGAUGGGAAGCAACAAAUCAUCUUUUACUACACAGAGCCUGGCUCUCAGAAUUCCUAUGCUGCUGCCACAUUCACAGUGCCUUCCCUGGUCAAUCAGUGGACUCGCUUUGCCAUCAGUGUGGAGGAUGAAGAAGUGGUUCUCUAUAUGGACUGUGAGGAGUAUGAACGGGUCCGUUUUGAGCGCUCACCUGAUGAGAUGGAUCUGGAAGAUGGCUCGGGGCUUUUUGUGGCCCAGGCUGGAGGGGCUGAUCCUGAUAAAUACCAGGGUGUGAUUGCUGAACUGAAAGUGAAAGGAGAUCCUCAGGCCGCUGACGUCCAGUGUGAGGAAGAGGGGGAUGACUCUGAUAUAAUAUCUGGAGAUGGGGGAAGUGGAGCUGAAGAAAAGCCACAGCCACCAGAAAAGGAAAAGGUGACUGCAGUGCUCUCAAGUCUCCCAGAGCCUCCCCCUGUCACUUCUCCUCCCACUGCCAAAAAGCCCUCACAGCCAGAAGAGAAACUCCAUUCGCAAACUGAGCUCACCAAACUGGAAGAGAGACGGCCAUUUGCUUCAGGUGCUGAUGCCAAAGGUGAAAAAGGGGAUCCAGGUGAAAAAGGUGAACGAGGCCCUAAAGGGGAUUCUGGAGUUAGUGGAGCUCUAUCAACAAAUGGUGCUAAAGGUGAAAAGGGAGAAAAAGGAGAGCUGGGUGUUAAGGGAAAUGCAGGUUUUGGAUAUCCAGGCUCUAAAGGACAGAAAGGUGAGCCUGGUGCUCAGGGGUCUCCUGGGCCUGCUGGGCCCCCAGGCCCUCCUGGGACCAUCGUGCAGCAUCCCGAUGGCUCUGUGGUGGAGCAGGUUGCUGGGCCCUCAGGACCCGUUGGCCCACCAGGACUACCUGGGAGUGAUGGUCUACCUGGAAAGGAUGGAGAGCCUGGAGAUCCUGGUGAAGAUGGCAAACCAGGGGAUGUUGGCCCUCAAGGAUUCCCUGGGACCCCAGGUGAACCUGGCCUGAAAGGUGAAAAGGGUGAUCCAGGAGUAGGUGUAAGAGGCCCCCCUGGGCUGCCAGGACCACCCGGGCAACCAGGAUUCAAUUCUAAACUAGACAAGUUGACGUUUAUAGAUAUGGAAGGUUCUGGCUUUGGAGGUGAUUUGGAAAGCUUACGGGGACCCAGAGGACCACCCGGGCCUCCGGGCCCUCCUGGUGUUCCCGGCUUGCCAGGACAACCUGGAAGAUUUGGGACGAAUGGCACGGACCUUCCAGGACCACCCGGCCUCCCUGGAGUGCCAGGUAGAGAUGGCAGCUCAGGACUUCCAGGGCCUCCUGGCCUUCCUGGUUCUCCAGGAAGAGAUGGGAUCCCUGGUCAGCCUGGGGCGAAUGGAGCAAGUGGAGAACCAGGAGAACUAGGCCUCCCAGGAGCACCUGGACUUAAGGGCAGUAAAGGAGAAGCAGGGUUGCCCGGAGCACCAGGAGAAACUGGCCUGGCAGGACUUCCUGGGCCCAUAGGUCCUCGAGGAUUGCCUGGUCCUCCAGGUCCUCCUGGUCGAGGCUUUGUGGCUGGCUUUGAUGAUAUGGAAGGCUCAGGGCUGCCAUUUGUUUCUGCUGUCCCUGGACCACGCGGACCAGAAGGGCCACAGGGUCCACCUGGGAUUCCAGGACUCAAGGGAGAUGCUGGCUUCGCAGGUCUGCCAGGUUUGCCAGGAGAGAAGGGAGACCCUGGAUUGCCAGGACCAGAUGGGCACCCUGGACUAGAAGGAUUCCCGGGACCACAGGGGCCAAAGGGUGACAGAGGAGACUCAGGUGCUAAAGGUGAACCAGGUCAAGAUGGAGUUGGACUGCCAGGGCCUCCUGGCCCCCCUGGCCUUCCAGGACAAGUCGUCCUGCCCACUGAUGGUACAAGUUUGCCUGCUUUGCCGGGCCCUGAGGGCAGGCAAGGGCAUGCUGGUUUCCCAGGGCCAGCAGGACCAAAAGGUGAUGAAGGAUCCCCUGGUUUGCCAGGCCUUACAGGACUGAAGGGUGAAAAAGGAGAGCCCGGAGUUAUAAUUGGCCCUGAUGGAACAAUCAUAGCAUCUAACCCAAAAGGAGAGAGGGGUGAGCCAGGCUCAAGAGGAUCUGUGGGGCCAGCAGGGCCACCUGGGCGGCAUGGGCAGAAAGGUGAAAUCGGCUUUCCUGGAAGACCUGGUCGACCUGGCAUGAAUGGGUUGAAGGGAGAAAAAGGUGACCCAGCAGACUCAAGUGGAGGACUAGGCUCAAGGGGUCCUCCAGGCUUCCCUGGGCCUCCUGGGCCUCCUGGGCCUCCGGGCAGUGUUGUUUUUGACAAUAAUGCAUUUAGUGAGAUGGGCCCUCCUGGACCUCCUGGAUUACCUGGCUACGAUGGUGCUCGAGGCCAGAAGGGAGAAAAGGGCGAGUUGGGUCCUCCAGGGCUUCCAGGCCAGUUUCCUUUUGACCUCAGCAGAUUUGAUUCCACUUUUAGGGGAGAAAGGGGUGAGAGAGGUGACACUGGCAUGAAAGGUGAAAAGGGUGAGCCCGGUGGCGGUGGAUUAUUUGGAUCAAGCAGUGCUGGACCUCCAGGUCCCCCAGGAUAUCCUGGUCUUCCGGGCCCCAAAGGAGACAGUGUUAGGGGACCACCUGGCCCUCCAGGAGCACAAGGACCUCCUGGUUCAGGGUUUGAUGGACGCCCAGGGUCACCAGGCCCCCCUGGUCCUCCUGGCCCUCCUGGUCCCCCUUCUUUUCCAGGACCCCAUCGACAAUCUAUCAGUAUUCCUGGACCACCUGGGCCCCCAGGACCACCGGGACCUCCAGGUGUUAGUGAUGCAUCUUCCUCUUCUGGGCAACUACGGAUCUUGCCAACCUAUCAGAGCAUGAUGGGCAGAGCUCAUGAAGUGCCUGAAGGGCAGCUCCUCUUCAUCCGGGACAGAGAAGAGCUCUACGUCCGGGUUCGCAAUGGUUUCAGGAGAGUUCUUCUUGAGGAAAGAAUCUCUCUCUCUGGCCCUGGACUGGAUAAUGAGGUGUAUGAUCGACCUCCCAAUGUCCAUUACUCACAUGGAGACACGGCAUCCUCUGGAUCACAGCGUCCAUUCCAGCAGCACUUACCGCUGCAUCCGCACCGAGAAUAUAGUGCCUAUUCCACUGCCAAGCCCUGGAGAGGGGAUGAGAGCAUCGCCAACCAACACCGCCUUCCUGAGCAACCUGCCAUCCACCCACCUCAUCAGGGAGCACAGCAUCAGCAAGAACCCCUGAAUGCCUUCUUUCUCAACAACCGCGAGCCCGAGAUUGUGCCUUCUGCUGUUCACACACACCAUGACUUCCAGCCUGCUCUCCACCUUGUCGCCCUGAACGCUCCCCAGAGUGGCAGCAUGCGUGGCAUCCGAGGAGCUGACUUCCAGUGUUUCCAGCAAGCCAGGGAGGUUGGACUGACGGGCACCUUCCGGGCGUUCCUCUCCUCCCGCCUGCAAGACCUCUACAGCAUCGUGCGCAGAGCAGACCGGAGCACCGUGCCUAUCGUCAAUCUCAGGGAUGAAGUGCUGUUUAAUAACUGGGAGUCCCUUUUCUCAGGCUCUGAAGCACAGUUUAGAACUGGGGUUCGCAUCCUCUCCUUCGAUGGAAGGGAUGUCCUGAGAGAUUCUGCGUGGCCUCAGAAGUCUGUAUGGCAUGGCUCUGACGCCAAGGGACGGCGGCUAACAGAGAGUUACUGUGAGACAUGGCGGACGGAUGACACUGUGGUGACAGGGCAGGCUUCCUCGCUGGCGUUGGGCAAGCUGCUUGAGCAGAAGAACAGUAGCUGCAAAAAUGCCUUUAUUGUCCUAUGCAUUGAAAACAGCUUCAUGACUUCUUCCAAAAAAUAAAACUGCACACACCGAAAGCACUGACUGCAAGUGGAGGAUGGGAGCCCCGAUGUCCCCCUUAAGCAAAGGGGAAUAAGCAUCAGUCCCCCAACUCUACCCCCAAUCAGAACGUGUCCAGCCAGUUCCAUAAUAUAUCAGUCACACAGAGAAGUGAGCGAAAAAGCCAAAGAGCGUCUUCCUAUGAUUUCUAGCACAGACCUGGUGCUGAAUGAUUUUACUCCUAGCGUGGCUGUUGUGAGUAACACAUGUCUGCCAGACGGGCUGGGGCAAAAACGGUUUGUGUGCAAGGCAAUCUCCAGGCAAGUGUGGUACAUGAAAUAGUAUCUCUUUCUCUAAUCCUGCUCAUGUUUAACUCUUGAAUGCUGUAUUUUUGUUGUUAACCUUGUUUGCCCCUCUCCCUGCCCCCAGCCCUUCCAAACUAUUCGGAUAUCCCUUACAGAAAAGAAAACCAGGCCAAGUGCAUGACAUAACUUCUAUUUAUUGGGGUUGAGUCGACUUACACAAGAUGCUUUUCAUAAAAUAGAGGUAAUGGUGCCGCUGCAACACAUCACUGUAGGGCAUACAGCUGCCUCUGUGUUCCAGGGCCCCAUAGCCAGGCACUUUUGGCACUGCCUGUCAAUUUUGAAAACAAUAUCAGUGAUUGCAAACUAGACCCUGCUUGGAUGUAUGGGCACGUUUAUGUAAACACUGAGCUGGCUUCGCUUUGUGCCCAGGACAGCAUUAAGGACAAAAGUCCAUGUCGCUUUGCAUGAUUGUCUUUUCUGCCAGUUCUGCCUGAAUUCCCAGCUGGCUUAAACAGGAUCUUGGAGUUGAAAGGUACCUUGGAGGUCAUUUAGUCCAGCCCCCUGCUCAGUGAAGGAAACUGCUACAGAAACUGUUUCCGUAUGCAUUAUUCUUCUUACGUGCAAAAGUAACCCUGCUCUCCCUGUGUCCAGAUUCCUGUUACUGAAUCGGCAAUAUCCUUUGCCUAGCCACUGUGCCACCCUUCACUUUUUGCCCCUCAUCUUGUCUAGUUUAGAAAGAGAACCAGAGGUGUUAUGCUUAACAGACUUACAAGUGAGACGCCCAGUUUUGCCAAAGCAUUUUUCUCUGAGGCCAGAAGGGAAGUAGAAUGAGGCAAGGUUAUCAUGAAGAGAAUGUGUUCAUUUCUUUACACACAUAUACACCCCCCAAAACCAAUUUUUGUCGCUCUGCUUCCUUUCCUUGGCAGCUGGAUGCCACACUUUACUUCUGCCAGGCAUUUCCACAGAAAAUGGGCAGGUGCAAGAGCUGGCACUCUAGCAAAUGGCAGGCUCUGCCAGAACUCAUGUUGCUUUUCAGAGCCCCCGAAGCCCACCUGUAUCCCCCUUUAGCCACUGCUGAAAGCAGGGAAGAUUUGACAUUUCCAUUCUCCUCCUCCUCCUGAUGAAAUAGAACUAACUGUAGUUCUUUCUUUGUCAGACCUAGAAUCUCAAGCAUUUUUACAGGAAAGCAGAAAGGACCCAGCGCUGUGCAUUCUAAACACCCCUCCACUGGCAGGAGCCACUAGACUUAAGCCAUUCCUAAGAGCUGUACAGCCAGCCUCUCUUCAAAGACGUGAAAGGAAAGGUGGCUGGCAUAGUGUUAAUAUUUGAUACAUGCAACUAACCACUGCCUGGUGUUGUGUAUCGCUGCACUGCUUAGUAUCUGGAGCUACAGGGAUUCUGGCAUCGGUAUUUUAUGAUCCAGCAGCAUUUAAGCCAUGUGUGCCAAACAUACAGUGGAAGAGAACCUGGAGACCACCUCUCCUUGUAGGCUUCACUCGGAACUGCUUCUCGCUACAUCACAACCCUGAGAAUAUUCCCACUUCAGUGUCAGAAGCCUGAGCCAGGCUGAUAGGUGUUGUAUACCAACUUGUUUUAAACACUAAUUUGAGUUGGUUUUGAAGACCCAAGGUGCUAAGAUUUCUACCUAGCUUUUUUAUUUUGUCAUUAAAGUUAUUACUGGGGUGGGGAGGGGGAAGAGCCUGUGCAAGUCACACAAUCAGUUUCUUACUGUCUACUGUAUUUUGUGAAAUUUAAUGCAAUUUUUAAAAGCCUGUGGAUCUCUAUAUCUGUCAAUUGUUCUAUAAACUUUUCUAAAGGCACUGAAUAAAGGAAAGUAUUCUCUUUUAA
Molecule: messenger RNA, 7834 nt
Organism: Hemicordylus capensis (graceful crag lizard)
Lineage: Eukaryota; Metazoa; Chordata; Lepidosauria; Squamata; Cordylidae
Gene: COL18A1
Product: collagen type XVIII alpha 1 chain
Exons: 42
Coding region: 72-5702 (1876 amino acids)
Molecular function (GO): protein binding
Source: RefSeq, a predicted model, not a curated record